Messenger RNA from Lachancea dasiensis, 1530 nucleotides. Lineage: Eukaryota; Fungi; Ascomycota; Saccharomycetes; Saccharomycetales; Saccharomycetaceae. The record is from the annotation of a GenBank genome assembly.
AUGUCUGGGGCCCCAUUCAAGGCUACUGUUAAUGAGUAUUUGGAGGACCUACCCCCUCAAGUUCACUCGCGACUGUAUACUUCACCAGCGACAUGUUUAGCCAUGUACAGGCUGCUGCCAAAACUUGCCAAAUUCUUCAUCAUGUCAAUGGUCUUCAAUGAAAGUGACGUAUCCCUCCGAGACUUGGACAGGUGGGUGAAUAGUUCGGGUAAAUAUCAGUUCAAUGAGGCCAUAAAAUCGAUGAAAUCCUUGCAUCUAUUGGUCGAAGGACAUUCCGGGCAGCCAUAUAUGAUCAACCUGAACUCCAUAUUCAGAACUAGUUUCGGCAACGCUCUAACAGGUGGAGAGGUGAAUAAUUCUUUCGGCAAUGUUGUGGAGGACGAAAGCGAAGCGGUCCAACCAGCCAUGCUGGAUCAGUAUGCUGCUAACAAAUGGGAAUCUAUAUUACAUUUCAUGGUGGGUACCCCAAUGACCCAGACUCCCUCUCGAAAAGUACUUUCGCUACUUCAACACAGUAAAUUAAUGGAGGAAAAUCGCACGGGGGAAUUACAGAUUACGAAUGAAGGUUUCCAAUUUUUACUUCAAGAUGCAAAUGCUCAGAUUUGGGCAUUGCUUCUGCAGUACCUUAGACUGGCAGAAAGUCUGCAGAUGGAUCCAGUUGAUGUUUUGAAUUUCAUCUUCAUGCUGGGAGCGUUGGAACUCGGAAAGGCUUAUAGUGAUACGAACUUGAGCGAAACGCAAAAGACUAUGUUGCAAGACAUGCGAGAUUAUGGUCUUGUGUUUCAAAAGGCAUCUAAUCCCUCAAAAUUUUACCCAACAAGACUUGCAUCUAUGCUGACCUCGGACUCCAUGAGUAUACGUUCCGCUUCAAGUGCCAUGAAUAGUGUUUUGACUCAGGGGGCAGCUGGCAAGGCAAAAGCAGAGGAAGCACCAUCCUCGGCGAAAGACAGUGAGCAAGAUGCGGACCAGGUAGGGGGGACCGCUCAGGCGCUCCCAGACGGUGCAGUCAUUUUGGAAACAAACUUUAAGAUAUACUCUUAUUCCAAUUCGCCAUUGCAAAUCGCCGUUUUGGGCUUAUUCGUGCAUCUAAAGUCGAGAUUUUCGAACAUGGUCACCGGUCAAAUCACCAGGGAUUCAAUCAGACGUGCCUUACUCAAUGGUAUUACAGCCGACCAAAUAAUCGCUUACUUAGAAACACACGCCCAUCCACAAAUGCGGAGGUUAGCUGAGCAAACUUUAGACAAAAAGAUGGAACUUGACGCGAAUUGCAAAGAAGGUCUACAGAUCCUUCCCCCCACUGUGGUCGAUCAAAUAAAACUUUGGCAACUAGAGCUCGACCGAAUCAUCAGCUAUGAGGGGUAUCUAUUCACAGAUUUCGACAACCAACAAGAAUAUAACACGCUCAGUGCUUACGCAACCGAUAUUGGAGUGCUUCUGUGGAAGGAUGACAAGAAGAAAAGGUUUUUCGUGUCUCAAGAGGGAAACGCACAGGUUAUUAGCUACGCUAAGCGCAAGUUUAGAAAAAAAUAA